This is a messenger RNA of Penicillium longicatenatum, 2895 nucleotides long. Its product is annotated as purine and uridine phosphorylase. Lineage: Eukaryota; Fungi; Ascomycota; Eurotiomycetes; Eurotiales; Aspergillaceae. Gene Ontology annotation, biological process: nucleoside metabolic process. Bases 1 to 2895 code for a protein of 964 amino acids. The record is from RefSeq and is a predicted model, not a curated record. Gene Ontology annotation, molecular function: catalytic activity; protein binding. The transcript is spliced from 3 exons.
AUGGAUGAUCCAUCAAAGUUAGUACAAAGAAGUGAACGGGCUCAGUACGACGAAAGUCCUGCCAUUCAUUACGGGCUGAUUGCUUCCGGUAAUCAAUUAAUGAAUGAUGCUUUGAUUCGAGAUGCACUUGCCGCGGAAAAAGACGUCCUCUUUUUUGAGAUGGAAGCUGCCGGACUGAUGAACACUUUCCCGUGUUUAGUUAUUCGGGGUAUCUGCGACUACUCGGACUCACAUAAGAACAGAAGGUGGCAAGGCUAUUCAGCAAUGGUGGCAGCUGCUUACGCAAGGGACCUUCUACAGAGGAUUCCUAUUAAUAGAGUUGAAGCCGAAGAGAGAAUCAGUUUGGUUAUAUCUAGUUAUGUAGACGAACAUGUUUAUCAUCAAGUUUUCAAGAACAUCAAUCCGAAAAGAAUAGAAGGAACAUGCCAAUGGGCUCUACAAAGCCCUGAAUACAUCCGUUGGUGGAAGAGCAUCCAAAAUGAUCUCCUAUGGGUGUCUGCCGACCCUGGUUGCGGAAAGUCUGUACUGGCUAGAUCGAUCGUUGAUGACGUGAAAAUUUGUCCAGCUGUGACGAUUUGUUACUUUUUCUUCAAGGACAACGACGAACAGAACUAUCUCGCUACAGCACUAUGCUCAAUUCUCCAUCAGCUAUUCAGCCAGCGGCCGCAUCUAUUGGACCAGGCAAUGCCACACUGGAAAAGGAACGGAGAAAGACUCCGUCAAGAGAUCGAUGAACUUUGGCAGAUCUUUAUAGAAGCUUCAUUAUCAGACGUAUCGUCUCUGACGAUAUGUAUAUUCGAUGCACUAGAUGAAUGCCGUGAGAUUGAUCAAGAUCGGUUAACUAAGAAACUCCAGUCUUUCCACCGCCAGCAAUGCUCAUCAACACAGGACGCCGGCUUGGACGCCAGUUGGUCCGCCACUUUGAAAUUUUUAGUCACCAGCCGUCCCUAUACACACAUCCAGAGUCGCUUCCAAAUGAUCACGGACUCAUUUCCAAACCUACACCUGAAAGGAGAGGACGAAAACGAUCAGAUUCAUAAGGAAAUCGAUUUGGUUGUGAAAAUGCAAGUUGAGGAGCUUGCCAGAUCAGCAUUUUUGUCAUCCGAUAUAAAAAAGCGACUCGAAGAACAGCUUCUGCAAAUGGAACACCGAACCUAUCUUUGGUUACAUUUGGCUAUUGACGAUAUCCGAUCUACGCUCGAGAAUAGCCUCCAACCCGCUCUAGAGUCAAUUCAAGCAGUGCCUCCCUCGGUGAACGAGGCAUAUACAAGGAUUCUCAGUAGAGUUCCACCUGAACAGAUGAAUGUUGUGAGAAAGGCGUUGCAAAUCAUCGUUGCAGCAAGGCGUCCUUUGUCAAUAGUGGAAAUGGCUAUGGCACUCGGGAUAGCUAUCAAACCACAAGCAAAAUCUUCAAAAGAUGCUGGCCUGGAACCGCUUCAGAUUGAAAAGAAGCUCUGCCGUCUGUGUGGCUUAUUCGUCUUCAUCAACAAUUCCAAAAUCUACCUGAUUCAUCAAACCGCAAGGGAGUUUCUCAUCGGAGAUGCGAGUUUCCAUCGUGUCGGUUUUCCAUAUUCAUGCAGCGUCAGCGAUACUGAGAGCCUGAUGGCUGAGGUUUGCGUACGAUACUUAUUGAUGGAGGAUUUCGGAUAUGGAGAUGAAACGUCCUCCAAUACUCGAAGUCUUUUGGAAUACUCAGCAGAACAUUGGCCAGAUCACGUACGGAAUAUGUCUCCGACCUCGAAGAAUUGUACACUUCUGGACGAUAUGUCUUACCGGUUAUAUGACACAUCGACUGACCGGUUUUCGCUUUGGUAUGCUAUUUUCUGGGAUAGAGUGUCGAAGCCCAAAUUCCGGAACCGUUCUCGAGGCCUGUGCAACAGAAAAUCUUGCAGACUCAGUUCCAUACAAUUGGCUGCUUUCAAUGGUCAUGCUCGAAUUAUUGAAAGGCUGGUCCAUGAAGACAAAGAAGACGUAGAUCAAACAGGUCAGCAUAUGACCACCGCUUUGAUAUGGGCGUCAUGGAAAGGGGAACAUCAAAUCUGUCAAUUCUUGUUGGAAAAUGGUGCAAAUCCAAAUCAUCAUGGAGACAUUGAGCUUGGAUACCCACUAGCAAUUGCGACAUAUCAAGGAUAUUUCAAAGUUGUCGAAACUCUGCUAGAAAAUGGAGCAGACCCCAACCUCACAAGCUCAUAUGAAUUUGGCUGUCCUCAAAGAACUUCAGCUCUUCAAUUGGCUGCCUACAAUGGCGACUUUGAAACCUCACGACUUCUUCUAGAGAGAGGGGCCAACGUCGAUGAUCGCGGUGGUGAACACGGAUCUGCCAUUCAGGCUGCAUCAUCCCAAGGCCAUCUUCAGAUUGCUCGGCUCCUACUGAAGAAUGGGGCUGAUCCGAACGACUCGACCCAUGGACCAUGGGGUAGCGCCUUGAUUGCUGCUUCUUGGAAUAGCUUUCAUGAAAUUAUUCAACUCUUACUAGAGGCCGGAGCAGAUUCUGCAUACGACGAUGAAGAUUAUAACACAGCUCUUUAUAUUGCUGCCGAAUGGGAUGACCUCAAAACAGUGAGAAUGCUUAUAAAACAUGGAGCUGAUGUUAAUUUGCAAACUUCGCGAUAUGGAAGUGCUCUGACAGUGGCCUCGAGUCGUGGGCAUCUUGAGAUUGUGUGUUUUAUGUUGGAGAACGGAGCCGACGUCAAUGGCAGUGGAGGUCGUUACAACUAUAAUGCUUUGGCACGGGCCUCUGGUUCUGGCCGUCUUGAAGUUGUGAAGGUUUUAUUAGAGGCAGGAGCAAACAUUCAUGCUGAGGAUGACCAUCGUGGAAGUGCUCUGAGAGCUGCUCGGUUCAUGGGACAAGAUCAAGUUGCGGAAUUUCUGGUGGACCUUGGAGCUACCUCGUAG